This is a messenger RNA of Prunus armeniaca (apricot), 2034 nucleotides long. The record is from the annotation of a GenBank genome assembly. Lineage: Eukaryota; Viridiplantae; Streptophyta; Magnoliopsida; Rosales; Rosaceae.
AUGCAAGUCGGCACAUCUUCUUCCUUCUCUCUUCCAUUACUGCCCCACAACAAAACCCAUAAUUACACCUCCAUACCCUUCACCUUCAAGGGGCGCGAAGCAAAACCCAGUGCCCGGUUCCCGCCUAUUGCAUUCUCAGCUUCUUCAACAACCAAACAUGUCUGGAGGAGAACGCCGCAACUCAAAACGACGCCGUCCUCUUCACCCUCCCACCAACUUACCCAGAAACGCCACCCCAGAAAUCAGCAAGGACCCUCCCAUUUGGACCACAGCAUUGACAUGGACGAGCUCUUGUCAUCAAUCGGUCAGACCCAAAACGAGCAAGAGCUGUAUUCUCUAAUGUCAACCUACAAAGGGAGGCAGCUCUCAAUAAGGUUCAUGGUUUCGCUGCUCUCGCGCGAGCCUGAUUGGCAACGCUCGCUCGCUAUUCUCGAUUGGAUUAACGAGGAAGCUCUGUACACUCCUUCUGUGUUCGCUUACAAUGUUGUGAUACGCAAUGUGCUUCGCGCCAAGCAGUGGGAGAUUGCACACGGCCUGUUUGAGGAAAUGCGCCAAAGAGCGCUUGCACCCGAUAGGUACACUUAUUCAACUCUUAUUACGUCUUUUGGGAAGGCGGGUAUGUUUGAUUCUGCGCUUUCUUGGCUCCAAAAGAUGGAACAAGACCACGUCUCAGGCGAUCUUGUUUUGUAUAGCAACUUGAUUGAGCUAUCGCGUAAGUUGUGUGAUUAUUCUAAGGCGAUAUCAAUUUUUUCGAGGUUGAAGAGGCUGGGUAUUAUGCCGGACCUUGUGGCUUACAACUCGAUGAUUAAUGUGUUUGGGAAAGCUAAGUUGUUCAGAGAGGCUCGACUUCUGCUCAAAGAGAUGAGGGCACUGGGUGUUUUGCCGGAUACUGUUAGUUAUUCGACGCUUCUAAGUAUGUAUAUUGAGAACCAAAAGUUUGUUGAGGCAUUGUCUGUGUUCUCUGAGAUGAAUGAGGUUAAAUGUCCCCUUGAUCUCACCACCUGCAAUAUUAUGAUUGAUGUUUAUGGGCAGCUCGAUAUGGCUAAGGAAGCUGAUAGGUUGUUUUGGAGCAUGAGGAAGAUGGGACUUGAACCCAAUGUUGUUAGUUACAAUACUCUUUUGAGGGUUUAUGGCGAUGCUGAGCUUUUUGGGGAAGCCAUCCAUCUUUUUCGAUUGAUGCAGAGAAUGGAUAUUGAGCAGAAUGUUGUCACGUACAAUACGAUGAUUAAGAUUUACGGGAAGUCCCUUGAGCAUGAAAAAGCUACAAAUCUUGUGCAAGAAAUGCAGAACAGAGGGAUUCAGCCAAAUGCAAUGACAUACUCAACGAUUAUAUCUAUAUGGGGUAGGGCUGGGAAACUGGAUAGGGCAGCAAUGCUGUUUCAAAAGCUGAGGAGCUCCGGGGUUGAGAUUGAUCAGGUUCUUUAUCAGACAAUGAUUGUGGCGUAUGAGAGAGUAGGUUUGGUUGCUCAUGCUAAGCGUUUACUUCAUGAGCUCAAGCGCCCAGACAAUAUCCCUAGGGAGACUGCAAUCACCAUUCUUGCAGGAGCUGGUCGCAUAGAAGAGGCUACAUGGGUUUUCCGCCAGGCUUUUGAUGCUGGGGAGGUGAAGGAUAUAUCUGUCUUUGGUUGCAUGAUUGAUCUUUUCUCAAGAAACCGCAAGUACGCAAAUUGCGUUGAGGUGUUUGAGAAGAUGAGAGUGGCAGGAUACUUUCCUGCUUCGAAUGUGAUUGAUCUAGUUCUCAAUGCUUUUGGAAAGUUACGGGAAUUCGAGAAGGCAGAUGCUUUAUAUAGGGAGAUGCAGGAAGAAGGGUGUGUUUUCUCUGAUGAAGUUCACUUCCAGAUGCUUAGUCUCUAUGGUGCAAGAAAGGAUUUUAAGAUGGUAGAGGCACUGUUUAAGAGGCUGAUGUGUGAUCCUAACAUCAAUAAGAAGGAGUUGCAUCUUGUUGUUGCCAGCAUCUAUGAAAGAUCAAACAGACUUAAUGAUGCAUCCCGGAUCAUGAACAAGAUGAAUGAAAGAGGAAUUUUGAAAUCAUGA